AUGAUUUGCUUUUCGACCCAACCCCUGACGCUUGCGGGCCUUCUUCAUUCUCAUGCCAUUGAGAUCGACGAUGAGCCCGAGUAUCUUGAUCUGGAUGGCCGUUUCCUAGAUGUGAGCAAGCUCCAAGAGAUAUUCACUGGCUUAAUCAUGAGUGUUCAAUACGAGCAUACCGCAGGCCCGACUAAGGGAAAUCUUUACGUACAAUUCCCCCACUUCUCAGUGCAAGAAUACUUUCGGUCGGGUUAUCUCAAAGGAGAGGCAUGA
Penicillium crustosum is the source of this 264-nucleotide messenger RNA. RefSeq lists its product as uncharacterized. Bases 1 to 264 code for a protein of 87 amino acids. Lineage: Eukaryota; Fungi; Ascomycota; Eurotiomycetes; Eurotiales; Aspergillaceae. The record is from RefSeq and is a predicted model, not a curated record. The transcript has a single exon.